CAGCGUCGUGACUCUCGCAGCGCUUCUCCGAGGAAGGACAUGCGUAGUGCCUCUCCCAGGUGCUUCAGACCUGUCUGCGCCGAGACGCCAACAUCAUCGAACGGCACGUCCACGACAAUCGGUCGGAGUCCGAAAAACUUCCGUAUCCCCCUCACUUGCUUCUUUUGGUAUCAUACUGGGGUCUGCAAGAAAUCUGAUAACAGGUGUCUGUGA
This is a messenger RNA of Aureobasidium namibiae CBS 147.97, 213 nucleotides long. RefSeq lists its product as uncharacterized. The transcript is spliced from 2 exons. The annotation marks the transcript as partial. The record is from RefSeq and is a predicted model, not a curated record. NCBI's taxonomy places the organism in Eukaryota, Fungi, Ascomycota, Dothideomycetes, Dothideales, Saccotheciaceae.